UUGGGUUAUGUAUCCUUGAUGCUCAACCUGUGUGUGAAGCUCAAGGAGCUGAAGUCUGUCUCUCGUCUCCUAUUUGGGUUGCAGAGCUCGUCCAUCACAAAAUGUCUGACACAGAGGAAGUCAUGGAGGAGGGAGUUCAGGAGGGAGAAGAUGAAUCAAAACCCAAACCUAAGUUUAUGACAAACAUUGCAGCCCCAAAGAUUCCUGAUGGUGAAAAAGUGGACUUUGAUGACAUCCACAGGAAGCGUCAGGAGAAGGAUCUGGCUGAGCUGCAGUCUCUAAUUGAGGCUCACUUUAUCCAGAGAAAGAAGGAAGAAGAGGAGCUCAUUGCCCUUGUUAACAGAAUUGAGAAGCGUCGUGCUGAGAGAGCUGAGCAGCAGAGAAUCAGGACAGAGAGAGAGAAAGAGAGGCAGGCCAGGCUUGCGGAGGAGAAAGAACGCAAGGAGCAGGAGGAGCAUCGCAAGAAGCAAGAUGAGGAUGCCAAGAAGAAGAAGGCCCUCACAAACAUGACACAGCAGUACACGGUUGGACAGAAGAGUGAAAGCAGGAAAGGAGCCAAAAAACAGACUGAGAGGGAGAAGAAGAAGAAGAUCCUGGCUGAACGCAAGAAGCCGCUCACCAUUGAUCAUCUGAGUGAAGACAAACUGAAGGAGAAGGCCAGUGAGCUGUGGCAGUGGCUGAUGGGGCUGGAAGCCGAGAAGUUUGAUCUCGGCGAGAAACUCAAAAGACAGAAAUAUGAUAUUAACCAGCUUCUUGCUCGAGUUCAAGACCACCAAAAUGCCAAAGGUCGCGGUAAGGGCAAGAUGAGCGGCCGGCUGAGGUAAAGCUGCUGCGAGACCGAGUCGAAGCAGACGGUCACACCUGUGACGUACCCGUGUGUCUACAGUUAAUGUGAUCAUUGUUCUGUUGUGUUGGGCUACAUGUCAAUUAUCAGGAGAUCAAAACAAUAAAUAAGUCAGUGCACCCACUCUGAUACAUUUCUGCAAACCA
Messenger RNA from Melanotaenia boesemani (Boeseman's rainbowfish), 990 nucleotides. RefSeq names its product troponin T2d, cardiac (gene tnnt2d). The record is from RefSeq and is a predicted model, not a curated record. Gene Ontology annotation, biological process: cardiac muscle contraction; sarcomere organization; regulation of muscle contraction. NCBI's taxonomy places the organism in Eukaryota, Metazoa, Chordata, Actinopteri, Atheriniformes, Melanotaeniidae. The transcript is spliced from 12 exons. Gene Ontology annotation, molecular function: tropomyosin binding; troponin I binding; troponin C binding. Gene Ontology annotation, cellular component: troponin complex. The coding region runs from base 102 to 824 and encodes 240 amino acids.